AUGAGUUCUGGCUUUGCUAAUCGAAGGAAGCCCCGCAAGAUCGGCGGAGCCGAGGAGGACAACGAUGAAGGUGAACAAGAUUCUGGACCAAUUGUGAAAAGACCGGUGAAUUCAAAAACGAAGCAAAAAUCCAAAUCGCGCCUUUCAUUCGGGGCCGGCGAGACUUCAAUGACAGAGGAUGGUGAGGAUGAAAGCGAGGUUAUCGUCCCCAAGAAACAAGGCUUGGGUAGGCGCGUGCUUGAAAAGAACGUAUUUCAAAGAUCGAUGACCCCAUCGGGGUCGAAUACGCAGCUUCCGCUGCGAGUCGGGCCCGAACAAGAUCGACCAAGUUAUAAUGAGGACUACCUGAAUGAACUUCGAAACCAGACGGCUUCAGCACCGAAGCCUACAGCCGACGGUAUGAAUGGCAAUGAGGUGGACGUGACGGCAAAAUUUGGUGAAGUUAUGAAAGUUACUGCUCCCUCGGCGAUCCCUACCGAGGCCGAAAUCAGAGAGAAGAAGGCUCGACGGGCAAGACUAGCAAAGGAACACGACAGUCAUACGCUCACGGAACAGGACUACAUUUCGCUCGAGGAGAAUGCAGAAGAUGAAUGGGAAGUGGCGGACAGGGAGAAUCACAAGGAUACGAGGCUGGAGCGAGACGACGAAGACUUUGCGGAAGGGUUCGACGAGUACGUUGAGGAUGGGCGCAUAUCCCUAGGGAAGAAGGCAGAACGCGAACAAAAAAAGAAGCAGCGCGAAACAAUGCGCGAGCUGAUUGAGGAUGCUGAGGCACUUUCGGAUGAGGAAGACUCGGACCUGGAGGAGAAAGCAGCUUAUGAAGCAGCACAAACAAGAGCCGCAAUGGGUUAUGGCAAAGACCCCGUGGAUCGACCAAAGACACCCCCGAAGAUGACAUCGCUCCCACGUCUCUCAACAUGCCUGGACCGAUUGCGGACGAACCUUGUCGUUCUAGAGAAAUCCAGGUCACAAAUGAUCAACCGCAUGGAGGAGCUGAGAAAGGAAAAAGCCGAUAUAUCUGUUAGAGAAGUCGAGAUACAGGCUUUGAUCAAAGAGACUGGAGAUCACUACGAAAAGCUCAAACAGGAAGCCGGUGUCACUCCGGGAUCCGAGGUUGCCACUCCUGCAACCACCGAUCUCGAGAGCUCGCGAGGAUUAGAAAAUAUUGGGACGUCCAUGAUAUCCAAACCAAACUCGGAAAGUGAAUCAUGA
Molecule: messenger RNA, 1212 nt
Organism: Aspergillus puulaauensis
Lineage: Eukaryota; Fungi; Ascomycota; Eurotiomycetes; Eurotiales; Aspergillaceae
Exons: 2
Coding region: 1-1212 (403 amino acids)
Biological process (GO): spliceosomal complex disassembly
Cellular component (GO): U2-type post-mRNA release spliceosomal complex
Source: RefSeq, a predicted model, not a curated record